UCAGAAACUUUUAACUAGUAUAUCCUACGCCCAAGUGUCGCUCCAACCCCCCACAGUCCCCGCCAUUCACAUCCGCAGUAGUCCUCGCCGCCGCCGUCGUUAACGGCCGUUGACGGAAAACACCACCGGACAACAAUGAUCAUCACGCGCUUCUCCACCUUCCCUUUCUCUCUCCUAAUCUUCCAAACCAUAACACUAAUCACCGCCCAGCAAACCCUCAACAUCUCUCACUUCCUCUACCCCCAGAUCCGCGACGAAUUUCGCCCGCAACCCUCCCCUUUCUUGCAGGAUGUUUUGAGGGCUAUUUUGGUUAGACAAGAGUGGGACAGCUUGAGGGAUGUUAGGGUUUUGGAAUUAGAUGGGAAGAACGCAAGGUAUGGUAGUUCGGAGAGGUAUGAGUUUCGGAUUCGGAUCGGGAGGAAAACCGAGUUGAUUUUCAAGCUCAGAGAUGAAGUGUCUUUGUGGCAGAAGAUGGGGAAAGGGGAAGGGGAUUUUGAAUCUUUGGUUAAGGAGGUUAGUUCGAUCGCGGUGCUCGAUGUGUUCCGAGUCGAAGGGCCUUUGGAAUUGAUAGCGGGAGGAGAUGAUGAGUUGUCGCUGCUAUUGCCGCUGAACUCGUCACAUGCUGGUCUUAAAAGGAUCCUCGUUGGUGAAGGCAUCACAGUAGAAGUAAGAAAUGCUCAAGUAGUCUCCCUGUUUCAAGCAUUGGAGCUUGGGCUACAGUUGAAUAGAAGUGAUGAUAUCUGGCCCUUUCAGGAUUCAAUAUGUAGGCCGUUACUUCCUAUUCACAUUUCAGGCUCUGUGGCAGUGGCUGCCUACAGGACUCGAAACCCUAGUUCCUAUAUUGUAUCUGCUUUCCCAUUGAAAGACACAAUUGAGUUGCUUCCAGAAAAAUGUUAUGCACAAAAUAUCUACAAAAAACGGCGUUGUCCCAUUGAUUCCCUAGAUUUGAAAAUAACCCUGAUGGAGAAACUUUUAAGGAGCUUUCUCGGUAACAAAAUCGACCAGAAUUCAACUUCUGGUUUUCUGAAAGCAAGCAUCAAAGCAUCAACUGUUGUUCGCUUCAAGAUGGAACUAGAAAGGGAUAUAAGAAGCAAUGACACUGCUCAGGGCACAUUGGCUGCAUGGAGAACAAGACCCUCCGUCGAACGAGUUUGGUUUGAGAUUGUGGCUAGAAUUGAGGGAGAGAGGUUGAAGCCGUUGGCGAUAAAGAAGGUAAGACCUUUCGUUGACGUAGAUUCAUCUGCUUGGAGUAAUUUAAUGUCCAACAUGUCGUUCACAAAGUUUCCAUCAGUCCUUGUCCCUCCAGAGGCACUUACUCUGGAUGUGAAAUGGUAGGAGAAAUGACAGAGGCUUAUUUGGGCAUGUUUUUUGAUCCAUCAAUGUAUUUGUAUAUUUCUUCGUCUGCUGAAGUCAUCAGUUUUAGACAUGCACCUGGUUUGUCGCAUUCACGUGAUUUGUAUAAAGAAACUUUGUUGUUUAAUUUUGUAAAUUACAGAAACUGAAAAGAAAUUAAAAAGUAGCGAGAACAUUAUUUACGAAGAUAUUUGAAAAUAUUAUGUCGUUUGGUGCCA
Rhododendron vialii is the source of this 1571-nucleotide messenger RNA. RefSeq names its product protein TUNICAMYCIN INDUCED 1. The coding region runs from base 136 to 1335 and encodes 399 amino acids. Lineage: Eukaryota; Viridiplantae; Streptophyta; Magnoliopsida; Ericales; Ericaceae. The record is from RefSeq and is a predicted model, not a curated record. The transcript has 3 exons.